CACAGUCCUGCAGGAGAAAGAACAGCAAGGCUUUCUCAGACAUGAACAAUAUAGAAACUCAAAACGAACUAAAACACACCACCAACCAGCCAAAACCUGAAGAUGGUGUUGGGAAAUAAUUAUUUUUGAGGAAAAAGCCAACGGGAACCCAUCUGACCAGCUCAGAAAGAAUAAGAGGAUUUAAUCAAGGGAAGAGUGAGAGGAAGGAGCGAAAGGACAGAGAGAAGAAGAAGACGGACUUACUGCUCCAAGGGAAGUCAUUGAGUGGAUGCUGCCAUACUCAGUGUCAGGUUUCACAAAAUGAGAAACCACCACAGGAGCGCUUCUGCAGGGCUCAAGCAACCAAGCAAGGAUGCCAGCUGCUAGCAUCAUGACCGGUGGGAGAGCUCUGCUGCUCUGUACAAACACAGAGAACUGCAUCUACCAGUCAGUUAACGGGCUCCAGUGCUGUGGCUUGCAGUUUGUAGACACUCAGUCUGUGGUGUGCCAGAGGCCAGAACUGUGCAGGGUUGUGGACAGCCCGUCCCCCCUCACAUCCCUGGACAACCUCGACUGCUGCCCAGGGAACACCGCCAUGCUCGCCCACAAGAGACCAACCAGCAGUCGUCCUGUUGAGAACGGCCUGGGGAGCUGCAGCAAGCCUCCCAGGACUCCCACAGGGGUCAAGAGCACCGCCAGCAUUAGAGACAAGAUCUCCCAAUGGGAGGGCAAAACGGAGAAUGCUGGACCAAACCAGCAGGCAGCUGUUCAGAAAGAGCCUGAAAGUGUGAGGAAGAAAGACGUUAAAGCUACAGAGGUGCAAAGGAGAGACAGUAAAAGAGGUUGUAGCUGGGAGAGACAGGAUGCUGGCAAAGAGAAUGGGAACAGGUUUGGAGAUUCAAGGACACCGUCUGAGGCAUGUACAAAGGAAAGAGAGGUGAUAGUAGACAAAGUGCCUGUGGGGAAAACAACAGAGAAUGUCCAGGACAAAAAGUCAGUUUUGACGCACAUUAAGAAACUUGAGCAGGCCAUGAAGGAGACCCCUUCAAAGCCUUCUUUACCAGGCAAUUAUUUCUGUCCGCCUUCUAAAGAGGAGCAGGAGGAAACAGAGAAGAAAGCUGCAGAACCCAUCUUUGGGACUUUGGACGUAGUGAGGACCGGGAGCCGUCGUGGCCGACACAGAGACCCUGAGAACGUGUACACUGAACCUGGGGCUCCCUCCAUUAACCCUCUCCCCAAACCCCAACGUACAUUUCAGCACCACACUCAAACAAACACCCCAGGACCACCCCAAGCCUCACUGAAAGGUCGGCGGAAUCUGCCACCUUUGCCCUCCAUACCCCCUCCACCACUACCUUCUUGCCCUCCACCUCCUGGGGUCUGUCGGAGGCCAUGGGCGGAACGAGCUCGAGACAGCAACAACAGGAAGUCAUAUGAGUUUGAGGACCUUUUGCAGUUAUCCACUGAGGGCUGUGGAGUGGAUUGGUACGCUCAGUCAAAGCUGGGGCUCACACGCACUUUAUCUGAGGAGAACGUCUAUGAGGAUAUCCUAGACCCUCCAUCAAAAGAAAACCCUUAUGAAGACAUAGAGUUAGAAAACCGUUGUCCUGGAAGCAAAUGUGCUGUGCCCAUGUCACCUUCCUCACCCACUCCAGACACCACAACUAAGCUUUCCUCCAAGCCUGGCUUCUUCAGGCAGAACUCAGAACGGCGCAGCUUCAAACUGCUAGACCUGCGCAAGACCAACAGAGAUGGGGGUAUAGCGUCACCACCAAGAAUAAGCCCACCUUCAACCCCCAGCAGCCCUGAUGACACGCCCUGCCUCUCAGGAGACCCCUACAACCGCAGACGAAGGAAAAUCCCCAAGAUGGUGCUGAAGAUCAAUGGCAUCUUUGAGGCCAGGAGGGGGAAGAAGAGGAUGAAGCGGGUCUCGCAGUCAACUGAUUCCAGCUCAGGACGAGUGACAGAUGAAAACAGCGAAUCUGAGAGCGACACAGAAGAAAAACUGAAAGCUCACAGCCAGAGGCUGGUGUCAGUGCAGUCCAUGCUAAAGCAGACGGGCCGAUAUCGCACACUGGAGAGAGACCUGAUGGACCUGCAGGAGAGGAAGCUUUUUGAGUAUUUCCUUGUGGUGGCACUCCAUAAAACCAAAGCGGGAGCACCCUAUCUGCCUGAGGUGACCCAGCAGUUCCCUCUGAAGCUUGAGAGGAGUUUUAAGUUUAUGAGGGAGGCUGAGGACCAGCUGAAGGUCAUCCCCCAGUUCUGCUUCCCUGAUGCAAAAGACUGGGCUCCUGUGGACAAUUUCCCCAGUGAGACCUUCUCAUUUGUGUUGACGGGAGAAGAUGGGAGCAGAAGGUUUGGCUACUGUCGACGCUUACUGCCCAGUGGGAAGGGGAGGCGUCUGCCUGAAGUCUACUGCAUAGUGAGCCGGCUGGGAUGUUUUGACCUCUUCUCGAAGAUGCUGGAUGAGGUUGAGAAAAGGAGGGCCAUUUCUCCUGCUCUGGUUCAGCCCUUCAUGAGGAGCGUAAUGGAGGCUCCUUUCCCAGCCCCGGGCAGAACCAUUACUGUGAAGAACUUCCUUCCAGGCUCAGGCACUGAGGUGAUAGAGCUGUGUCGUCCCUCUGACUCUCGUCUGGAACAUGUGGAUUUCGAGUGUCUCUUCUCCUCUUUGAGUCUACGUCUCCUCUUGAGGGUCUUUGCUUCUUUGUUGCUGGAACGGAGGGUCAUCUUCACAGCAGACAAGCUUAGCACUCUCUCACAGUGUUGUCACGCAGUCGUGGCCCUGCUGUAUCCCUUCACAUGGCAGCACACGUACAUCCCUGUUUUGCCACCCUCCAUGAUGGACAUUGUGUGCACUCCAACUCCUUUCAUCGUUGGCCUGCUAUCCAGCUCUCUGCCACGCCUCAAGGAGCUCCCCCUAGAAGAGGUUCUGGUGGUCGACCUUGGCAAUAGUCGUUUCCUACGACAGAUGGACGAUGAAGACUCCAUUCUGCCCCACAAGCUGCAGGCUGCACUGGAGCAUGUUCUGGAGAGGAGGAGGGAGCUCGCCUGUGACAGAGGAGACCUUCCCAACGAGCACUGCUCUCUGAGUGCUGUGGUAUCCGAGGCUUUUGUCCGCUUCUUUGUGGAAAUUAUUGGACACUACUCACUUUUCAUGGGAGGCAGUGAGCGUGAUGAAGAGUCCUCAGCCUCCUCUUCCUCUUCCCCCACACCAUUGUCCUUCCAGCGCGAGGGCUUUCGCAAAGCAGUGUCUUCUAAGAGUCUGCGACGUUUUCUGGAGGUCUUCAUGGAGACGCAGAUGUUCGCAGGCUUUGUGCAGGAGAGGGAGCUGAGGAGGCAAGGACUGAGAGGGUUGUUUGAGGUGAGGGCCCAAGAUUACCUGGAUUCCUUGCCUGGAGCCGAGCAUCGCGGAGUCAACAAGUUUCUGAAAGGUUUAGGACACAAAAUGAAAUUUCUCUCCUCCAAAAAGUGACGUUUCUCUCCACAUUGGGUGGAUGGUGUUCAAGCAACGUGCUGCACACCAAACCAACUCCACAGACUGAUUCUGCAGAGAAGCUGAGCACUCAUGGCAGCACUGAGACUGCAAGGAGAAACCAUAAGCUCAGAAGUAACAUAAAACUGUGCAGACAUAAAGCCAAAAAAUGUUUUUCUCCCAUUUAGAUCCAACCAGUACAACCAUCAUUUUUCACUGUAGACUGGUUGUUGGAUAACAGACCACUUUCCAUACCAUAUUCCAUAAGGCACGAUGAGGAGCUUAGACAUGAAGGUGUGGACCAAAGUUUUUAUUCCUGUGUACAGGUUUCCUUUUUCACAUUUUAAACAUUAUUUGCUUAUAAACGUUUUGUAAGAAAUAGAGUACAACUUCUUCUUAAACAGGGGGCAAUAAAUUAAUUUAUAUUCUUUGUAGAAAAAAGACCUUUAUCAUUUUUUUCUGUUUUCUUUAAAAUCUAAACGAAACAUAAAAACAAGUGUGAGUUUGUUAUGAACUAUUUAUCAUGGUAUAUUCCAAACUUGAGAUUGUUUUGAGCUUCUGAGUAAAAUACCACUGUGAUUGGUCUGUUAUGUUGGGGGAUGAAUGGGGAUAGGAAAAGAAAAAAGAAACCAUUGUUGGCUGGCAUCUGGAAACUGACAGGUUGAUGGAUGCAGUUCCACAGCAGUUAACCUGUCCUGGAUUCUGCACACAAAUCUGAAAAUGUUGGACAAAAUUACACAAUGGACGUGAAUGACAUGUUCUCUCUGUCGUUAUCAAACACCAUCAGAUUUGCCUUGAACUUGAUUUUAAGGACAUGCUGGUCUCCUGUCCAAAAUGUAUCAUAGCUGUGAUUUGACUUGUCUAAAAACUUGCUCACUUUACAUUCAGACUAGUUGCUUUUUGUAAAUCAAGAAUCUUAACAUUCCAGCCCCCCAUCUCUGCCACUGGGGGGCACUACAGAGAGAACUUUGCAUCUUCUUGUGUGGAUUUUUUUUUUGUCAUUCUGUCUAAAAUCAGCAUUUCUGACUUUUUUUGCAGAAUCUUUCAUUUAAAAACUGCUAUACUCCUCCUUUUUGUAUUUCAUUGUUCUGCUGUCAGUUCGGCACUGUAGCAUCCGCUGAACGCUCACUGGCAAUGAACCUAAAACUGGACAGAAGCCCCAGUCCACUAAAAGGCACAAGAGACCAAGUGAAACAAGUCAUUAAUACUUAAAAUGGGUACUUUUCUUUUUCCUUUUUAGUUUUUGACAAGGACAGUUUCAUAGCUGUUACACAUUUUGCCAUGAAGAUCAGUUUGUGAAAAAGUCAUAAUAAUGUAUUAAAUAAAGAGAUUUUCACAGAA
This is a messenger RNA of Pygocentrus nattereri (red-bellied piranha), 4792 nucleotides long. RefSeq names its product DENN domain-containing protein 2A. Gene Ontology annotation, cellular component: actin cytoskeleton. The transcript has 21 exons. The record is from RefSeq and is a predicted model, not a curated record. The coding region runs from base 353 to 3451 and encodes 1032 amino acids. NCBI's taxonomy places the organism in Eukaryota, Metazoa, Chordata, Actinopteri, Characiformes, Serrasalmidae. Gene Ontology annotation, biological process: retrograde transport, endosome to Golgi.